AUGUUGAUCUUCAUCAUCAUGUAUUCGACCCUCAAAAUCUCGUCUGCUGACGUCACAUCAGCGGACAUGGAGUUCCUAAACGAGAUGCCAUUGGAUAAGCUUCUGAGGCUAAAAGCGUCCUUGCAAGACCUUGUAACUGCUCAAUACGGUAACGUUACGACGACAACUCCAACGAACAUACAAAGGUUUGGAGCUGAAGCAAUGGCCAUUCAAGCCCCACCCGUCAAGAGAGGAGACUAUGAAGAAGGAUUGUACAAGAAAGAAGGAUACAGUAAGAUCAGCAACAUAUUUUCAAUGUCUGUUACAACGCUUGCCUUUUUGGCUUUCGGAGGUUAUUUAUUGUGUUUGAUAGUGCAGGCGGUUAAAGCUAAACAAACAUACAACGCCUCUAUACCCACGACACAGCCUACAACGUUCUUCGUAAGUGCUGGCAUCAAGAAGAAACCGCAGAGUCACUUUGCAUCAUACGGGAGAAGAAGAAGGGAUAAUAGAUUUAGAAGAAGUUUGAAGAUGGUGGACCUGCCUCCUGAACAAUUGUUUACAGCGUUAUUGCAAGUGUGUGAAGGGUACGCGAAGUGGAGCGAAGGAGAAAUAGUAUAG
Messenger RNA from Spodoptera litura, 600 nucleotides. The record is from RefSeq and is a predicted model, not a curated record. NCBI's taxonomy places the organism in Eukaryota, Metazoa, Arthropoda, Insecta, Lepidoptera, Noctuidae.